This is a messenger RNA of Amblyraja radiata (thorny skate), 2431 nucleotides long. Its product is annotated as zinc finger protein 271-like. Lineage: Eukaryota; Metazoa; Chordata; Chondrichthyes; Rajiformes; Rajidae. The transcript is spliced from 4 exons. The record is from RefSeq and is a predicted model, not a curated record. The coding region runs from base 45 to 2237 and encodes 730 amino acids.
ACUCCGCGGGACAGGCAGCAUUUCUGGCAAACAUUCUGAUUCAUAUGUUCUGCGAGCAGGAUAUGGCCAUGCUGCCUAACAACGACAAGUAUUGCCAAACAACGACAAGCAAAACGCUGGGCAGGGAGAGACGAAAGAAGGAGAUGUCAGCCAAGCUGAUUCAGUGCGAUACUUGCUGUAUGUGGGAGGUCAAGGACAUAACUGGUGCCACUGGCUGCUACAAAUGUGAGAAGUGCAUCCAGGUAGAGCUCCUGAAGGACCGUGUUGGGGAACUGGAGAAGCAAGUGGAUGACCUCAGGUUUGUCCGAAAAACGGAGCCGUUCCUCGACGAGUCCUACGGGAAGUGCGAGCGGGAAUGUCAGGAACAUCCCAUUGGAUCAGCGGCAUUCGCUGUCUCUCCGGCACGUGAAUGUCAUCGAUCGUCGAGCAUGGAGGAGGGACACGCCAGCACAUCGUCGCAGGAGGCCGGACACACGACGGUCCAAGCGUGGGAGGGAUUCACUGCGACUCCUGAUGUGUUGACCCGCCGGAGAGUUCACGACAUGGAGAAAUUAUUCAUCUGCUCCGACUGUGGGGAGGCGUUUGCUGGGACGUCCCAGCUGCUGAUCCACCAGCGGGUCCACACCGAUGAGAAGCCGAUCACCUGCAGCGAGUGCGGAAAGAGAUUCACCCAGUCAUCCAACGUGAUCACGCACCAGCAGGUCCACACCGGAGAGAGGCCCUUCACCUGCUCCGACUGCGAGAGGGGAUUCAACCAUGCUUCCCGCCUGGUGACCCACCAGCAAGUUCACACUGUGGAGAAAGCAUUUGCCUGUCCCGAUUGUGGGAAGGGAUUCUCUGAAGCAAGCCAGUUGAGGAGGCACCAGCGAACUCACACUGGGGAGAGGCCAUUUGUCUGCCCAGAGUGUGGGAAGGGGUUCAUUGCAUCAUUUCAGCUGCUGAGACACCAGAGAAUUCACACGGGGGAGAGGCCGUUUACCUGCUCUGAGUGUGGGAAGCGAUUCAUUGAAUCAUGUGCGUUACUGACACACCAGAGAAUUCACACCGGGGAGAGGCCGUUCACCUGCUCUGAGUGUGGGAAGGGGUUCAUUGGAUCAUUUCAGCUGCUGAGACACCAGAGAAUUCACACGGGGGACAGGCCGUUCACCUGCUCUGAGUGUGGAAAGAGAUUCAUUGAAUCAUCUGCGUUACUAUCACACCAGAGAAUUCACACCGGGGAGAGGCCGUACACCUGUACUGAGUGUGGGAAGGUGUUUGCUCAUUUAUCUUCAUUACUGAAACACCAGAGUAUUCACACCGGGGAGAGGCCAUUCAGCUGCUCUGAGUGUGGGAAGGGCUUUGCUCACUUUGAUCAGCUGAGAACCCACCAACGAGUGCACACUGGCGAGAAACCAUUUUCCUGUCCCGAUUGUGGCAAGGGAUUCACUCAAGCCGGCCAUCUGAGGAGGCACAGGCAAAUUCACACUAGUGAAAAAUUAUUCAUCUGCUCCGACUGUGGGAAGGCGUUUGCUCGGACGUCCCAGCUGCUGAUCCACCAGCGGGUCCACACCGGUGAGAGGCCGUUCACCUGCAACGAGUGCGGGAAGAGAUUCACCCAGUCGUCCAACCUGAUCACACACCAGCGGGUCCACACCGGAGAGAGGCCCUUCACCUGCUCCGAAUGCGGGAGGGGCUUCACUCUCUUGUCCAACUUGAGGACCCACCAACGGAUCCACACCGGGGAGAGACCCUUCAGCUGCUCCAUGUGCGGGAAGGCGUUCAUUCAGUCGUCGGAGCUGCUGACCCACCAGAGGGUCCACACGGGGGAGAGGCCGUUCACCUGCUCCGAGUGCGGCAAGGGCUUCACUCGGACGUCCCAGCUGCUGAUCCACCAGCGGGUCCACACGGGCGAGAGGCCGUUCUCCUGCGACGAGUGCGGGAAGAGGUUCACCCAGUCAUCCAACCUGAUCACCCACCAGCGGGUGCACACCGGCGAGAGGCCCUUCACCUGCUCCGACUGCGGGAAGGGCUUCACUCUGCUGCCCAACCUGAGGGCGCACCAGCGGAUCCACACCGGCGUCAGGCCCUUCACCUGCCCAGAGUGCGGCAAGGGCUUCACCCAGUCGUCAGAGCUGCUGACCCACCGGCGGACCCACACCGGCGAGAGGCCCUACACCUGCUCCGUGUGCGGCAAGGGCUUCACCCGCUCGUCCCAACUACUGGCACACCGACAGAUUCACACUGAGGAUGACGUUUAAAUUCAGCUUGUCUGUUCACCGUCGCUGAAUCCAGGUGAGCGACCGCAGGUGUUGGCCUCUGUGGUUACUGCUGAUGUUCGUCAAGGUGGCGCAGCAGCAGAGUUGCUGCCUUACAGCGAAUGCAACGCCAGAUAGCCGAGUUCCAUCCUGACUACGGGUGCUGUGUGUGCGGAGUUUCUACAUUCUCCCCGUGA